AUGGGGAGGGCAGCCCCAACCCUCCUGGCCCUGCUCAGCCUAACAGCAACUAUUUGUGAUGCCCAGGACACCUGCCCAGAGAUGAGAAUAGUGGGACUGGGUGAUGCUGACUGGCUUGCCGUUCUCCAAGGAUGCCCAGGGAUCCCAGGUGCCUCUGGCCCAAAAGGAGAACCAGGUCUCCCAGGAACAAAAGGAGAAAUGGGAGCCCAGGGACUCCCCGGGAAAGCAGGACCACCUGGUGCAAAAGGAGCAGCUGGAGAGCCUGGCUUCCCAGGACUGAAAGGACAAAAAGGAAAGCCUGGAUUUCCAGAAACAUGGGCCAGGAACUGCCAAGAGCUGUUGGGUAAAGGGAAGAUCCUGAGUGGCUGGUACACCAUCUACCCCCAAGGCUGCAAUGCCACCACUGUCUUCUGCGACAUGGACACGGAUGGCGGAGGAUGGAUUGUUUUCCAGAGGCGCUGGGAUGGGUCAGUGAACUUCUUGAGAGAUUGGGACUCAUACAAAUGAGGCUUUGGCAACCAGCUGACGGAGUUCUGGCUGGGGAAUGACAACAUCCACUUCCUCACCUCGCUGGGACCCUGUGAACUCCGCAUUGACCUGAGAGACUUUGAAAACAACUACUAUUUUGCCAAGUACGCUUCCUUCAGAGUUUUAGGAGAGUCUGAGAAAUACAAACUGGUUCUAGGAGACUUCUUUGGUGGAAACGCCAGAGACUCCUUAUCAUACCACAAGGACAUGCCAUUUUCAACAACAGACCAGGACAACGACAUGAAUUCCUUUAACUGUGCCACAGAAUACAAGGGAGCGUGGUGGUACAAUGACUGCCAUUACUCCAACCUGAAUGGGAUGUACUGGCUGGGUGUUCAUGGGAGCUAUGCUGAUGGCAUAAACUGGAAGACGGACAAAGAAUACCAUUACUCCCAAAAGCGAACGGAAAUGAAAUUCAGGCCAGUUUAA
This is a messenger RNA of Aptenodytes forsteri (emperor penguin), 957 nucleotides long. Its product is annotated as ficolin-2-like. The transcript is spliced from 9 exons. Lineage: Eukaryota; Metazoa; Chordata; Aves; Sphenisciformes; Spheniscidae. The record is from RefSeq and is a predicted model, not a curated record.